Molecule: messenger RNA, 659 nt
Organism: Spodoptera litura
Lineage: Eukaryota; Metazoa; Arthropoda; Insecta; Lepidoptera; Noctuidae
Product: peptidyl-prolyl cis-trans isomerase-like 3
Biological process (GO): protein peptidyl-prolyl isomerization; protein folding
Cellular component (GO): catalytic step 2 spliceosome
Molecular function (GO): peptidyl-prolyl cis-trans isomerase activity
Source: RefSeq, a predicted model, not a curated record
AGUUGGCAACACUGAUAACGUCAAAGUGAUCUAAUGAGGUUAGGAGCCGUGUUUAUUUAUUAUUGUGAUUCCAGUCGAGUAGACAAUACGGGACUACGGGUGUUUAUUUAAGAUUGAAUUUGAAUAAUAGAAAGUGAAAUAAAUAAGUGAAAAUGUCUGUAACAUUACAUACUGAUGUAGGAGAUAUUAAAAUAGAACUAUAUUGCGAGCAAUGUCCAAAAGCUUGUGAGAAUUUCUUAGCUCUGUGUGCUAGUGAUUAUUACAACGGCAGUCUGUUUCAUAGGAAUAUUAAGGGUUUCAUAGUACAAACGGGAGAUCCUACAGGUACAGGAAAAGGUGGAACUUCUAUCUGGGGGCGUAAAUUUGAAGAUGAAUUUAAAGAAGAGUUAAAGCACAAUGCAAGAGGAAUGGUGAGCAUGGCAAACAAUGGACCUAACUCCAAUGGCAGUCAAUUUUUCUUCACCUAUGGAGAACAACCUCAUUUAGACCUAAAAUACACUUUAUUUGGCAGGAUUAUAGAUGGAUUUGAAGCACUGGAUGAUCUAGAAAAAAUGACUGUCAACCCAAAGACCUACAGACCACUCACAGAUGCCAAGAUCACUUCAGUUACGAUACAUGCAAACCCAUUAGCUGGAUAAUAAUAAAAUAUAUAAAAAAGC